This is a messenger RNA of Ipomoea triloba (trilobed morning glory), 1943 nucleotides long. RefSeq names its product meiosis-specific protein ASY1. NCBI's taxonomy places the organism in Eukaryota, Viridiplantae, Streptophyta, Magnoliopsida, Solanales, Convolvulaceae. The coding region runs from base 1 to 1833 and encodes 610 amino acids. The record is from RefSeq and is a predicted model, not a curated record. The transcript has 22 exons.
AUGCCUCUAGUUCUUAGCAUUGCGGUGGUCUCGCAGAAAGUGAAGGAGGCGGAGAUCACUGAGCAGGACUCGCUUCUUCUCACAAGGAAUCUGCUGCGGAUUGCAAUAUUCAAUAUCAGCUACAUCCGUGGCCUUUUUCCUGAGAAAUAUUUCAGUGAUAAGUCUGUUCCAGCCUUGGAAAUGAAGAUUAAGAAGCUAAUGCCAAUGGAUGCUGAAUCACGUAGACUGAUUGAUUGGAUGGAGAAAGGAGUAUAUGAUGCAUUGCAGAAGAAAUACCUGAAAACACUCUUAUUCUGUGUGUGUGAAGCAAUAGAUGGGCCCAUGAUUGAGGAAUAUUCUUUCUCAUUCAGCUAUUCAAAUUCUGAUAGCCAAGAAGUUAUGAUGAAUGUGAAUCGUACUGGAACCAAGAAGCGAGGAACAUUCAAAUGUAAUUCAGACUCUGAGAUAACUCCCAAUCAGAUGAGGAAUUCUGCUUGUAAAAUGGUUCGCACCCUGAUUCAACUGAUGAGAACUCUGGAUAAAAUGCCAGAAGAGCGAACUAUAUUGAUGAAGCUCCUUUAUUAUGAUGAUAUAACGCCUGCUGACUACGAGCCUCCUUUCUUCAGAGGCUGCAAAGAAGAGGAAGCUCUUAAUCCCUGGGCUAAAAGUCCUCUGAAGAUGGAGGUUGGCAAUGUAAACAGCAAACAUUUUGUAUUAGCUCUCAAGGUCAAGAGUGUUCUUGAUCCCUGUGAAGAUGACAAUGAUGGCAAUCAAAGUGAUAAUGCAAGCUUAGCAGCUGACUCUGCCCAGAGAGAUGACAGUGACUUUGAUAGUGAGUUGAGUCACUCUGAUGAUGAUCAAUACAUAGUCGCCCCAAUAGAGAAAGAAGAGAAACAGCAGAAUGCUCCUAUACUUGAUGAAGAUGAUACGCAGGACCCGGCUGAAGAUGAGGAACAACUUGGGCGGGUCAAGGACUGGAUUAGUGCUUACCACCUUGACAAAAUUGAACUAACUGAUGUCCUCUCCAAUUUUCCUGACAUUUCAGUGGCCCUGAUAGAAGAAAUUAUGGAAAAACUUGUCAAGGACGGUGCUGUGUCAAAGACUAGCAGUGAUAGUUAUAACAUUAACAAGCAAAAGAAAUUCGAUUAUGAGUUUGAUGCCGUGAAAGAAGAAAUGGAUUGUCAAGUAGGGACCAAUGGCCACAAAACUCAAAAUGGCACAACUGCAGAUUAUAUGUAUAUGAAGGCUUUAUAUCAUGCACUUCCCAUGAACUAUGUAACUGUUUCAAAGCUUCAGAGUAAACUUGAAGGAGAAGUUGGUCAAGUAACAGUUCGCAAACUAAUUGAUAAGAUGACCCAAGAUGGCUUUGUUGAAGCUAAGAGCAAUCGCAGGCUAGGGAAGCGUGUGAUCCACUCUGAUCUGACUGAGAGGAAGCUUAUUGAAGUUAAGAAAACCUUACAGAAAGAUCUUAUGGAUAUGGACAUCCAUGAAUCAGGUAACAACCAUAGAGACUUGUCCACAUGUGGUGGUCUCCACUCAAUUGGAUCAGAUAUCACGAGAACAAAGGGAAAAUCUGAUGCAUAUCAGAAUGGCUCUAUUAGGAGUGACCAAACUACCUCUAAUAGAAAGGAUUAUGGUAGCACUCCCACAAGCAGGGUUGAGCCAGUAGCUUCUAGAGAGAGCUUUGUGCCUGGAAAUGAGAAUGAAAGUGUUAUCAAAGAUCCCACCAACUGUGAUGAGUUUGACAAUAUUAUCUCCAGCAGGUCCAGCCAGAACAAACGUUCCAGGAAAGCAAGCACGGUCAAAGAGCCCAUCCUUCAGUAUAUGAAGCGCCAGAAAUCUCAAGCCGCUUGAAGAAUCUUGGAUUCUAGUGGCUUCACGGUCAUUUCUCAGUUAUCCUCGAGUUUCUUUCCCAUUUGUUCAGGUUCUGCAUAAUAGGCUAUUUGUUACCAUUGUAGAAAUUU